GGCGCAAACGAGCGGAAGAAUCUUCGGAUGUUGUUAUGCGCGAUGAACUUACUGCCAUCGAGAACCUCAUCAAUGAGCUGGAACAGAAAAAGGAAGCAAUUAAAGACGUGAACGCAAAGGGUAACGCCAUGCUCGACACCUAUACCAGAGAUGAAGCGCAUAACCUCAGUCAUGAACUCAGUAAGCUCAAUAUGCGGUGGAGCAAAUUUAACGACAAUUUGCGAAUUCGUCGUGCAGUCUUAGAAGCAACAUUACGAUCGCGAACCGAUUUUCAUACCGCAUUCACUGAAUUCGAAGAUUGGCUGGGUAGAAUUGCUGAAAGUUUGAGUGAACUCGAAACAUUGACAGCCAAUACGCAAUCGUUGAAGGAUACCACAAAACGACGAGAAUGGAUUCAGAAACAGAAGGAGCUUGAGGCUGAACUAGACGCGCAUGAACCCGUGUUAAGAUCUGUGGAAGAGAUGGGACGAAAGCUUGGAGCUGGGUUGGAUUCGGGAAAGGAGCGUACGGAGAUUCAAAAUCGUUUAGAAAUAGUGUCACAGCGGUGGAUAGAUGUCAGGAGCAUUGAGAAUUCCGUGAGAAAGCGAUUAACAGAAGCCGAACAAGAAUGGGAAAAACUUACUAACACCCUUUCCUCCCUUAUCGGCUGGAUCGAGGACAAAAGCAAGGAGAUGCUUGCCCAACAGCCAGUCGGAGGUAGCCUCUCGACAGUUAUGGCUCAAGGAGCUUGGAUGAAAAAUGUGGAAAAAGAAAUGGAAGUG
Messenger RNA from Strongylus vulgaris, 761 nucleotides. The record is from the annotation of a GenBank genome assembly. Lineage: Eukaryota; Metazoa; Nematoda; Chromadorea; Rhabditida; Strongylidae.